Messenger RNA from Guyanagaster necrorhizus, 687 nucleotides. RefSeq lists its product as uncharacterized. The coding region runs from base 1 to 687 and encodes 228 amino acids. The record is from RefSeq and is a predicted model, not a curated record. The transcript is spliced from 3 exons. Lineage: Eukaryota; Fungi; Basidiomycota; Agaricomycetes; Agaricales; Physalacriaceae.
AUGAACUGCCGCAGGGGGCCACGGAAGUUCGAGGUCAUCGGAGACCUCGACAACAUCGCUAAAUACACCACGGGAAUGCCACGACCAAGAACCGACCUCCUCUCACUCGAUGGUCACGAUGACAAUGUAGAUUUUCGGUCUUCGAUUUUCAGGCGCCAAGGGAGCCAUAAAUUUUCGCAUGUCCAGGUCAUGUCCGCUCGCUGGAUUGUCUUCAUGAUCAACGGGAAGGUCAAGUGCGUGUUUUACGUUAUGCCGAUGGACGAGGUCGGAUUGAGGGAGGUGUAUGGCGUGUCGAGAGAUGAGUACUCGUACCGCUCUGCGUGGCUGAGAACAAAGGGCUGGGAUUUGGCUACGAUGAAGCAAGCAAACGCCAGUUCGUACACAGGGUCAGGCGGGACUCGGGCUUCGCUGGAACAGGCCCACGCUAACAUGAGGGAGUUCGCUGAAGGUACUCUGGCUGAGCUGGUUUGGAUGGAGAAGCAGAGGUUCAAGGGGGGACAGAUGCUCUCGAUAGAGACGUAUUGCUGGAUGUAUUUGGGGAUCAUGCAAGAGGGGGAGAGUGGGCGGUUGCGGUACUUUGUGCAUGGGAUUAGGAGGGAUGCGUUUAUUGAGAUGUUCCUGUCGGAACUUGAGGAGGGAAUCUUUCAGUACCUGAGUAAUGAGAUUCUGGAAGUGUUCAGUGAGUGA